AUGUUCAUAACAUUGGCAGCACCUACUUUGCAUCCGUCUGCUGAGCAGUUCGAUAACCCUAUCAAGUAUCUAUCUUCUCCAGAAAUCAUUGCUGUCGGCAAAAAGUACGGGAUUUUGAAGAUCAGACCACCGCAAGGAUGGCAGCCCAGAUUUGCUCUAGAUAGAAAGCGAUUUUCUUUUCACACUAGACUACAAGAUUUGAAAGAUUUGAGCUUAAUAAACCGUUCUAGGGAUUUCUUCUUCCAAGGAUUCAACAAUUACUUGAAGAUGAGAGGUAAGAAUCCUCUCAAAUCUUCCAAGAACAGAAGAAGAGGAAGAAAGCAAAAGCACCCACUGACUACUUCAGAUUUACCAAAAGAUUAUGAUGGAUUUUUGACUUUGAUAGAUGGCCAGAGAACUCAUAUAUUUGAUAUCUUUAAUGAAAAUGACUUCAAAAAAUAUUCCUAUCUAAUCAAAGAUAGAGAACUUCUUAAGGACUUGAUCAGGUAUUCGAAAUAUCUGCAAAAUGAAAAGAAGGAGGAGCCUCCGAAAUUUGAAAAUGAUUUAUCUCUCAGGGAACUACUUGAAAACGAUAUUGGCAGUCUAGCGGACAGCAAGAAUGGAUGUGUUCUAUGCCAUUUGGACAGUGAUCCCUCUCGAACUUUACUUUGUGAUGGCUGUGACAGAAGCUUUCAUAUGUCAUGUUUGGAUCAUCCUUUGAAAACCAUACCCAAAAGCAAGUGGUUUUGUAAAGAUUGCUUGGAUGGUACCAACGGAGAUUAUGGAUUCGAGGAGGACUAUGAUAAUAUAUUCACCUUGAAAGAGUUCGAAGAAGAUUGCAAAGAAGUCAAGGAUGAUUACUGUGACAGUCAUUUCUCUGAAAAUAGAAAUCCCUCCGUUGAUAUCUUGGAAAAAGAGUUUUGGUCGCUAGUUAGUCAUCCAUCCAAUGACAAGACAAGUGGUGUUGAAGUCAGAUAUGGUGCGGAUAUUCAUAACGAGGAGAAGGACCAAGUUUCUGGUUUCCCCACGACUGAAAACUUCCUAGUGGACACAGAGAAGGAGGCGUAUUACAUCAGGCAUCCUUUUAACCUGACCCAGCUACCAUUUGCAGAUGGAUCAUUAUUAAACUACAUUAAAAGUGAAGACAGGAAGCAAAUUUCUGGAAUGACUGUUCCGUGGUUAUAUGUUGGUUCGAUGUUCUCCACUUUUUGCUGGCAUAAAGAGGAUCAUUACACUAUGAGUGCCAACUACUGCCAUCUUGGAUCUACCAAAAAAUGGUACGCUAUUCCUGCAUGCGAUUGUGAGAAGUUUGAAUCACUAUGCAGGAAGAUCAGCCCAGCCUACUUUGAUAAGCAACCAGGCUUGCUUCACCAGCUUGUAACAUUAGUAUCUCCGGAAGAGAUUGAGAAAGAGCAAUCCGAUAAGCCAGAGUCCAAGAAGGUACAUAUUUUUUCUGUGGAUCAGGGACCAAACGAGUUUGUGAUUACUUUCCCCAAAGUCUAUCAUGCAGGAUUUAACUGCGGAUUCAACGUAAAUGAAGCAGUGAACUUUACAAUGCCAUAUUGGCUAGAAUACGGUGAACAAUCAAUUCAAGAGUACAGAAGAGUGAAGAAGGAGAAUGUUUUCAACUACUAUAAACUUCUCAGGAACAUUAUGGAUGAUAAUUUGGCUUCGGGAGGUGUGCAGCUUACUAAGAGUAAAGAAAUGUUUACAGAGCAGGUUGUGUCGAGCAUGCUAAAGCAAUCCUUGCGCAACUACAAAAAUUGUGUGAAUAAGUUUGGUGAAGUUAUGAAAAAUGAUACCUUAAAUAAAUUCUUGGAGGGACUUCCGAUCGAAAAGUACCAGAACUAUGUGAAGGAAAAACUACGGAGAGAAGACGAACGAAAGACCAAAAGGUAUCAUGGCAGAGGCGACGUUUAUAGGAUGAAUCCUUCCCGUGCAAGUGAGGACUAUCCAGACGAAUACAUUUGUCAUGAUUGUAAGUCAUUUGUGAAUUUUCAGUGGGUUGAAGUUGAUUUACUCAAGGAAUUAGAAGGUAUCCAAAAUGCUCUGGAGGUUAUAGAGAUUAAGCACGAGGACAAUCAGCAACAACUACCUACACCGAACCAAACACCAGAGCAGGUUCAGAAAUCUAAAUUUGGUGACUUCGAAUCUGAAUGGACUCAGAUCAUAAGAAAAGCACGAGAAGAGAGUGAGGAGAAAGAUACCCGUCGUAGGUUAAGGAAGCACAAGUCUGAUGUCACUGGUCAUCAUUCUCUGUUGGGUGAAACAACAAGUAGUUGCAAAAGAAUGAAAUUGGUUAGUCGAAUGAAACAUAAGCGAAUCAAGCAUGCCAACUACGGUAAGAUCAUUUUCUGCAUGGACUGUCUCUCUAAGGAGCUUUCGCAUCUGAAUCCCGAUUAUCUCAAUAGGUUGAAAUUGUCCACGACUCUUUACGACGACAGCAAUUUGAUGGAGUUGCAGGACUACAUUAAUAACGUGCUUGAGCCAGAGAUCAAUAAAACAAUUUAG
Brettanomyces nanus is the source of this 2490-nucleotide messenger RNA. RefSeq lists its product as uncharacterized. The transcript has a single exon. Gene Ontology annotation, molecular function: histone demethylase activity. Lineage: Eukaryota; Fungi; Ascomycota; Pichiomycetes; Pichiales; Pichiaceae. The record is from RefSeq and is a predicted model, not a curated record. Bases 1 to 2490 code for a protein of 829 amino acids. Gene Ontology annotation, biological process: chromatin remodeling. Gene Ontology annotation, cellular component: nucleus.